UCAGAAAGUGUCCACGUGUCCACUCAAUGGGCCCAGUACAAAUAUCUUACUGGCAUCUCUCUCUCCUUACUUUUUAGGACUCUGUUUUUUUUGCUCUGCUUUUGUUAUUCGUAUUCCUUUGUUAUCGUUCAUCUCUUCCACUAAUUAAAGAGCCAUGAAAAUUGCCAAGGGCAAGGGGGCAGCGAGGACGGAAAAGAAGGAAGUAUCACUCCCAGUUGAGGACAGGAAGAUUGGAAAGCGAAAGGCAGCACUAAAGGCUACCGAGAGUAGCAGCAAGAAACGAGCCGCGAAAGAAAAAAUCACCAAGAAGGACCCUGACAAACCCAAAAGGCCUCCGAGUUCUUUCUUUGUUUUUCUAGAAGAGUUCAGGAAGAUUUACAAACAAGAGCACCCCAAUAUGAAGGCUGUCUCAGCUGUGGGGAAAGCUGGAGGAGAGAAGUGGAAAUCCAUGUCUGCUGCAGAGAAAGCUCCAUAUGAAGCUAAAGCAGCAAAAAAGAAAUCAGAUUAUGGGAAGCUUAUGACAGCCUACAGCAAGAAACAGGAAACGGAUGAUGGUGGUGCAGACGAAGAAGACGAUUACAAACAUUCUCACAGGUCCAAAUCUGAAGUCGAUGGCCAAGAUGACAGUGACGAGAGUGUAGGGGAGGAUGAAGACGACGAGGACGAUGACUGAAGUUGGCAUGUGGGCUGACUUAGCCUAUGAUUGAUCCAGGCCAAAAAUCCUAGACUUAGUAAGUGAAGCUUUCAGGUUAUGUCUUGUCUAUGGUGGUGAUUUUCUGAAAUUUGCCGAAGUUUCUCUGUUCUUAUUGGUGCUGCUAAGUAGUCAUGUAAGAUUUACUCGUGGACCUACCACGCACUUAUCUGACUAUCUCAGUUGAAUCAUGAAUAGAUCCUGAGCGCAACAUACAUUUUGCUUUGGUAUGCUACCUGCAAAUUCAGUAUUGCCUGGUGUAGAAAAGCGAUGAAUAGAAUUUCUGUUUGUAA
Populus nigra (black poplar) is the source of this 984-nucleotide messenger RNA. RefSeq names its product high mobility group B protein 1-like. The transcript is spliced from 8 exons. The record is from RefSeq and is a predicted model, not a curated record. Bases 155 to 673 code for a protein of 172 amino acids. NCBI's taxonomy places the organism in Eukaryota, Viridiplantae, Streptophyta, Magnoliopsida, Malpighiales, Salicaceae.